This is a messenger RNA of Glycine soja, 1048 nucleotides long. RefSeq lists its product as uncharacterized. NCBI's taxonomy places the organism in Eukaryota, Viridiplantae, Streptophyta, Magnoliopsida, Fabales, Fabaceae. The record is from RefSeq and is a predicted model, not a curated record. Bases 121 to 672 code for a protein of 183 amino acids. The transcript is spliced from 2 exons.
GAGUGACCCGACCCGAGUAAGUAGACCAUUUCCGAAGCAAUGUCCCACCGCCCAAAUCUGAUAUGAACAGUGGAUUUUACUUUAACAAUUCCAUGGUUUUUCUUUGAAGCUCCAAAUCCAAUGGCAACCGUUCGAUCAAACUCGAUUACCGUCUUCUUCGUGGCAUUCAUUAUCCUCACAACAGCACCAUCUCCUUCCCAAUCCCUCUCUUUCUCCUCUUACUUCCGUUACCGAAACCUCUUCUCCCUCUCGCACUCCCUCCUCAUCGGCGUCGCCAACCUCCGCGCCGCACGCGGCGACGUCGCCGGCGCCGAUCGAGCCAGAUCCAUCGCCGACGGCCUCGAUCAGGGAACCGUCUUCGGCUUCUUGAAGCUCCUCUGGACAUUGUCGUGGACGGAUAUGUCCUUCACGGACCUCUACGGCGCUGUUUCCGACAUGAACGAGUUGCUGCGGGGCUUGACUGAGUUGACUCGCUUGGAAUCGGUCGCGGAAAGGUCCGCUUGGGUUUCCCGAAAUUACCAAAGUGUCCUCACCGUCUUUAAGUCCCUCUCCAGAAAGCUCCUCAAAGCGCUUGGCCAGUCGCAUUAUGGAAUGACAGGGAGUGAUGAGGGAAAUAGGGGAGACGUUUCAGAAAGAGGUGGUGGAAGGUGGAUUAAUCAGGGAUUGCCUUGAAUUGGGUAACAAUGAUCUAAAGGCUUUGAUUCAGAUUGUCAAGGAUUUGUUGUUGCAAUUCUUUCCUGUUCGUGAUAAAGACCAUGAUCUAUAGUUAGGAAUGUGAAACAAUUUUGGACCACACUGAGGUUUUUUUAAGGAUUAUAACUGCUUCAUUUGCUUAUAAGUGACCAAAUUCAAUUUCUUUGUUUGCUUUUUCAGUUUGUUUUUCUUGGAAUACUAUAUUUCAGCAUGAAUUAACGGUUAAAUUUACUGUUAUAACCAUUGAACGAGGAAAUUCUGAACAUGAAGUGUUGGUUAUAAAGUUUGUCUGAGAGAAGCUUAGAUAUGAAUUUCAUUCAAUUGGAUAAAGCUUACAGCAGAAUCUUUAGCUUCA